Loxodonta africana (African savanna elephant) is the source of this 14133-nucleotide messenger RNA. RefSeq names its product SEC22 homolog C, vesicle trafficking protein (gene SEC22C). The record is from RefSeq and is a predicted model, not a curated record. NCBI's taxonomy places the organism in Eukaryota, Metazoa, Chordata, Mammalia, Proboscidea, Elephantidae. The transcript is spliced from 7 exons. Gene Ontology annotation, cellular component: membrane. Gene Ontology annotation, biological process: endoplasmic reticulum to Golgi vesicle-mediated transport. The coding region runs from base 5348 to 6259 and encodes 303 amino acids.
AGCAGGCGGGGUCGGGUGUGGCGCGGGGCGGGCCUGAAAGUAGUGGCGGCACCGGAUCCGCCCCGCCCCCAGCACCGAUUUAGCCUCGCAGGGCUUCGUGGGGCUUCUCGGCGUCCUCUUUCCCCUUUUCUCCCGCCGGCUGCUCUCUGGACCCGGAACUACCCGAGGAGUGUGCCUGCCGGGAGGCUCGGCUGACAGCUGCGAGCUGAGCGCUGCCCCCAGUGGGAGGAGCCUGGGUGUGUCCAAGAAGUGACAAGGCGAUUGUCUAAUUGUCCUCGGAGCUCAAAUCAGAGAAUUGUUUAAUUUUAUCAUCAAACUUCUCAUAGCGUGUAGAUAUUAUAGACCUGGUUUACCAAGUGCUAGAUGCACUGGACCAACUUCCUGAACAUCAACUCUAGGAGGUGGUGGAUAUUUGUGUCCCUUAUAGGUUUACAUAUAGACCGCCAGAAAAAUUCUAAAGCGCUUGGGGAAAAAAUUGGAAUCAAAAGAGAUAAAGCCACAGAAGAACAUUCUCAGUGGUGGAAAGUAAUAGGUGAAAUUUGUGACAUGAUCAGAAAAAGAAAAAACUGAGAACCAAUGGAUGGGGUAAAUCUUCAUUCAAUUUCACACAGAAACGAAUUGAUAGUUUUAGUAAAACAUAAAUAAUUGGAAAUGGCUUAGCAAUGCUAUAUAGAAUUAAAUUGGCUCAAUAGAGUUUGCUCUGGAAAUGUAUUUUAGACAAUGUUGGCAUCAAACCAAAACGAAACCCACUGCCAUCGAGUCGGUUCCCACUCGUAUUAAAGUGUUUGUAUUUACAACACAGAGGACAUUUUGGGGUUCCAGUGUUUUUUAUUCUUAGAAGGAGCCUCAGAGAUCAGCUACUGCAUCCAGCAGCUUACUGAGAAAAAAACUGGAUUUAUUCAAGGUAAUCCAGAGAAUAAGGAGCAACUGUAACAAGCAUAACUCUAGGCCUGGGCUCCUUCCCCUACUAACAGAUCUUUGGUUAGUUUUGUGUAUGAAUAACAUGAUGAAUGGAAAAAUUCCUAGUACAGUGCCUGGCACAUAUAUUUAAAAAAAUAUAUUAGUUCCCAUUAAAUUCAACCCCCUACACUUCUCAGCUCCUAACAAGUGACAGAGUUGACUUUCACCCUCUUCUUGAUCCCAUCCCCAGACAAUGUGGAACAAGGAGCUUACAUGAUCUACAAAUUUAGGUAGCCAGUUUCCAAGUCCUGUGGCUGACAGUGAAUUCAGUAAGGGUGGCAGACCUCAGUUUUAUCUUCCGUGUUUUAGGAGUGGGCAGUGUACGUUGUAGUGAACGCUUGUGUCUAAAUAUUUACGUUCUAAAUUAAGCUUACUUUGCAAGCCCUAAUGGAGGUCCCUGGAUAGUACAAAUGGUUUGCACUUGACUACUAACCUAAAGGUUGGCAGUUUGAACCCACCAGUGGCUUGCUAAAGAAAGGCCUGGUGAUCUGCUUUUGUUAAGAGUAAAGCCAAGAAAACCCUAUGGAGCAGUUCUCCUUUGUAACACACGGGGUUGCCAUGAGUUGGAAUCGAUUGGAUGGCAACAUGUUUGAAUUUUGGUUUGGUCAUUUAAUGUUGUUUUCUGUUUCACUUUUUGGAAGGGGAAGAAGUAUAUGUGGUGGGAAUUUGGAGACUUUAUGAUAAAGCGGGGGAAGCAAUAGGAAUGAGAGUGGCCUCCAGCAUAGACACCAAGUGUUUGCUGGUAGAAUAGGGAUAAUGUAUGGCAUUAGCAGUAUAAAACCAGAUGCUGGGAAGAGGAUUUAGGAAAUGGUGGCAGUGGAGGGGGGGGGUAGGAGCAGAUUAAAAUAUAUUUUAUAGAGUUUAGUAACACGGGUGCUGUGUUUUUGAUUGCUACUUUUACGUUCUACUUUAAAAAUUCCAUCUAAACAAACCUCUUUCUCUCCAAGUAGAGAUUUAUUGUAGAAAAGUAUUCAACAUGUAGAUCAGAAUUAUGGCAAGGGAUCUGGAAACCUACACUUCUUGUUUCAGUGAGUAAAAAUAAGGCAGCUCUUAGGUCAUUCAUACAUUCAUUUGCCAGUUUUUAUUGUGUGCUUCCUAACAUGUGCCAGACGUGGUGCUAGGUUACAAAGUGCAGUGGCCUGUGGAAGAAGCUGGAAAGUCCUAGAAGACACAACAGUGCCUCUCUCUGAGCACUCUGGGGCUGCCUUUGUCCUUGUGAAAUUGAUAAUGUUUUUUCCUAUAAAUGUGACAGUUUUCCAGAUUCAUGCCACUGCUUUCCUUUUUUAAAUUAAACACUCGCUGGUGGUGUAGUGGUUAAGAGCUAUGGCUGCUAACCAAAAGGUCAGCGGUUCGAAUCCACCAGGCGCUCCUUGGAAACCCUGUGGGGCAGUUCUGCUGUCCUUUAGGGUUGCUAUUGGAACUGCUAUCAGAACUGACUCAACAGUAGUGGGUUUGAUUUUUUUUUUUUUAAUCUGCCUGCAGCUUCUUUCUAAUGAACCCUGAGAUUAGAGCACCUUCCAGUUUGGAAAUGUCAUGUAGUUAUGGAGAUGCUCACUCUACAGCAUGCCCUUCAACAUUCAUGCAUAAUUCAGUAAUUACCAUGUAAGAUUAUUACUGUUCUGCUAGUGGAGAUAUUAAAAUAUGACAUUUAAACGUAAAAAGCAAGUGUGAGCAUAAUUUAGACAUGGAGCUUUUCAACUUUUAAAACAGUUACAGAUUCACAGGAAGUCUCAAAGAUAGUAUAGAGAGGACUUGUGUACCCUUCACCCCGUUUCCCCCAUUGGUUUUAUCUUAUAUAACUAUUAGCACAAUAUCAAAAAUAGGAAAUUGAAAAAAAAAUUGACACGGGUAUAAAGCGUAUGCAGUUCAAUAGUUAUCACAUGGGUAGUAGAUGACUGUUACUGCCACCAGAAUCAAGAUACAGAACGAUUCUAUCACCACGGUGAUCUUUAUAGCCACACCCAUGCUCAUCCCCUCCACUAUCCCUAACCACUCCCCCAAUCAGAAAUCUGUUUUUCAUCUCUAUUAUUUUGUCAUUUGGAGACUAUCAUAUAAAUGGAACCACACAGUAUGUUAAGUUUUGAGUUUACCUUUUUUACUCAGUGUGAUGCCCUUGAGAUCCAGCCAAGUGGUUGCGUGUAUCAGUAGUCUGUUCCUUUGUAUUGUUGUAUCGUAUGGAUGUACCACAGUUUGUUUAACCAUUCACUACUUGUACUGUUAAAGCGUCUGUGAACAAUUGUGCACAGGCUUUUGUGUGGACAUACGUUUUCAUUUUUUUGAGAUAAAUGCCCAGGAGUGUUAUUGAUAGAUCGUAUGAUAAGUGCAUAUUUAGUUUAAGAAACUGACAAACUGUUUUUCACAGUGGCUGUACCAUUUUACAUGUCCCGCCAGUAAUGUAUUAGAGGUCCAGUUUCUCCACAUGCUUGCCAGCAUUUGAUAUUGUCACUGUUUUUAAUUUCAGCUCUUCCGAUAGAUGUGUAGUAAUAUUGUGCUCUUAAUUUGCAUUUCCCUAAUAGCUAGUGAUGUUGAACAUCUUUUCAUUUGCUUAUUUGCUAUUUAUAUGUCCUCUUCAGUAAAAUAUCUCAUGUCUUUUGCCUAUUUUCUAACUGAAUUGUUUGUUAAUUUUUUGGGGGGUAGAGUUUUGAGAGUUCUUUGUAAGUUCUAGAUAUGAAUCCCUUAUCAGAUAUGUGGUUUGCAAAUAUUUUCUCCCACUCUGUAGCUGUGUUUUCAUCCUCUUCACAUGGACUUUGCAGAGCAAAAGUUUUUAAUUUUAAUGAGGUCCAACUUACUGAUUUACUUCUUUUAUGGAUUAUGCUUCUGGUAUCAUCAUGUCUUAAGAACCCUUCACCAGUCACCAGGUCCUGAAGAUUUCUCUUUUGUUUUCUUCUAAAAGCUUUAUAAUUUUACUUUUUACAUUUAAAUUCAUGAUGCAUUUUGAGUUAAUUUUCAUAUGACGUGUGAGAUUUAGGACAAGUUUUUUUUUUUUUGCCUGUGUUUAUCUGGUUGCUCAAGCACCAUUUGUUUUAAAAAAAAAACUUAUUCUUCACUGAUUUGCUUUUUGCACUUCUGCCAAAAGUCAUUUGGCUGUACUUGAGUAGGUUGAUUUCUGGGUUCUCUGUUCUGUUCCAUUGAUCUAUGUGUUUAUCCCUCUGCCAAUACCACAUGAGAUUGAUUACUGAAGCUAUAUAAUAAGUCUUAAAAUUAGAGUGAUUCUUCCCACUUUAUUAUUUUUUUUAAUUGUUGUAGCUAUUUAACUUCCUUUGCCUUUCCGUAUAAAUUUUAUAAAAUCACAUCUGUAUCUACAAUAUAUCUUCCUGAUAUUUUGAUGGGAAUUGCAUUAAAACUGUUUAUCAGUUUUGGGAGAAUUGACAUCUUUACUAUGUUGAGUCUUCCAAUCCAUGAACAUGUUCUAUCUCCCCACUUAUUUAGGUCUUUGAUUUCUUUCAACAGUGUUUUAAAGUUUUCAUCAUGCAAGUUUUGUUAGAUAUAUAUAUGCAAGUAUUUAGUUUUUUUAGAAUAACAGCUUUAUUGACAUCAUUUUUUAAAGCAAUUGUGAAUGGUAUUGUAUGUUUAAUUUUGGUCUCCACAUAUUCAUUGCUCGUAUAUAGAAAUACAGUUGAUUUUUGUAUGUUAAUCUUGUUUUCUUUGACUUUUUUGAACCUGUUAUUGGUUAUAGGAGGUUUUUUUUUAAAAAAUUUUUUUUAUAGGCUCUUUAAGAUUAUCUCUGUAGACAAUCAUGUCAUCUGAAAAUAGAAACAGUUUUAUUCUUCCUUUCCUGUCUCUGUGCCUUUUAUUUCCUUUUCUUGCUUUAUUGAGUUGGCUAGAACUUCCAGUGUUGUGUUGAAUAGCAGUGGUGAGAGCAGACAUCCUUGCCUUGUUCCUGAUUUUAGAGGGAAAGCAUUCAGUCUUUCACUGUUAAGUAUGAUGUUAGCUGUUGUCAUGGAUUGAAUGUCCCCCCAAAAAUGUGUGUAUCAAUUUGGUUAGGCCAUGAUUCCCAGUAUUGUGUGGUUGUCCUCCAUUUUGUGAUUGUAAAAUUUUAUGUUGAGAGGAUUAGGGUGGGAUUGUAACACUACCCGUACUCAGGUCACCUCCCUGAUCCAAGGUAAAGGGAGUUUCCCUGGGUGUGGCCUGCACCACCUUUUAUCUCUCAAGAGAUAAAAGGAAAGGGAAGCAGGCAGAGAGCUGGGGACCUCAUACCACCAAGAAAGCAGCACCAGGAGCAGAGUGUCUCCUUUGCACAUGGGGUCCCUGCGCCUGAGAAGCUCCUGGACCAGGGGUAGCCUUCCUCCAAAGCCCACAGAGAGGGAAAGCCUUUCCCUGGAGCCGACACCCUGAAUUUGGACUUGUAACCUGCUAGACUGUGUCCUCAUGACUUCUCUUGCGGACCAUGUCCAUAAUCCUUUUUGCAUGUGUGGUACGGGUGAGGGAUGGACUGCCCCUCUCGGCCUCCACUGACUUUUACCACACCCAGGACUUUGUGGAAUGCAGGAGACAGCUCAAGACAUUAGCCUUGCGACUGGCCCAGUACCCAGGUCGAGGUUCUGCAGAAGGACGUGGCCUCAACAUACAUUUUUCUUCUUCAGGGGAUGUGGCCUGCAUGGCUAUCUGCUCCCGCCGGUGUUCAGCAGCCAUGGCCUUCUGCUUCCUGGAGACCCUGUGGUGGGAAUUCACAGCUUCCUAUGACACCACCUGCAUUGGCUUAGCCUCCAGGCCAUACGCCUUUCUCGAAUUUGACAGCGUCAUACAGAAAGUGAAGUGGCACUUUAACUAUGUAAAAUCCUCACAGAUGGAGAGCAACUUGGAAAAAAUUCAGGAGGAACUUGAGUUCCAGCCGCCUGUGGCCCUCACGCUGGAGGACACAGAUGUGGCAAAUGGGAUGAUGAACGGUCACACACAGGUGCAUCUGGAGCCUGCUCCCAAUUUCCGAAUGGAACCAGUGACAGCCCUGGGCGUCCUCUCCCUAAUUCUCAACAUCAUGUGUGCUGCCCUGAACCUCAUUCGUGGAAUUCACCUUGCAGAACAUUCUUUGCAGGUUGCCCAGGAGGAAAUUGGAAACAUUGUCGCUUUUCUUAUUCCUUUUGUAGCCUGCAUUUUCCAGUGUUAUUUGUACCUGUUCUACAGUCCAGCCAGGACUGUGAAGGUGGUGCUGAUGCUGCUCUUUAUUUGCCUGGGCAACAUGUACCUGCACGGGCUGAGGAACCUUUGGCAAAUCCUUUUCCACAUAGGAGUGGCUUUUCUGUCUUCGCAUCAGAUACUGACAAGGCAGCUGCAAGAGAAGCAGUCUGACUGUGGAGUGUGACGAUGAUGCCACUGUGGGAGGAACGGAUCCUUGGAUUUUCUUUUGAGGAUCAAUCUGUUUCCCUUCCUGCUUCUCAACUUCACCUCACGUUUCCAUCCUUGAAGCACCACUCAACCAGGCUGGACUAACAAGUCGAGGAUUUGGGCAUUUUCACAGGUGCGGUUGAAGGCAUGAGGAGGCCCCUCUAUGCCAGCCCUUGUUUUGUGCUGAGUGUCCUGCAGGGUCCCUGGCUCAGCACCUGACUUAGGACAGCAGGACCUGGGGCCCUUCAGAAAGAGCAUCACUGGGAGAUCAGAAUGGGAUGGUUUUGGUCUUUUAGAUUGAAUGAUGCAAUAAACCACUAGAUUCAAUUCCGCUAGUUUUGGUAAUGGGCAAUUGUCCCCCGGGAAUCACUUUAAAAUCCACAGCAGCUUUUAAGUCUAAAUGUGGCUUGUUAGUUUGUUUAAGAGGGUUGGCGCAGGGUGACUUAAAAACUUAAAAAUAUAAGCUAGGUAAAUAUUGUUGAUAUUUUUUGAUAACUUAGGUCUAAUGUGAUAUCAUUGGAAUAUUUAAAUAUAUUUUGGAUAUACAUGGAACUUUAUCUUCAUUAAGGUAAAAACAAACUUAAGCUGAGAAAAUGGUUAAGAAAGCUGAGUUUAGUUAAUUUAUAUACAGCCUUUUAUGGUGGUGAGAAUGUGCACUAAAGAUAGUGGGUACAGAAACGUUGGAUAUUUAUUUGCGGGGCGUGUCUGAAAUUUUUAAAAAUUAAUUGAGUAACCAGUACUACAGGGGUCAUAAAUUUAUAAGCAUGAGCAGAAAUGAGAGUUUCAGGAUUCCUUGCAAUUGGCCACAAACUGGAGUUAAUCAAUGGCAUGGAUUCAUUAGCACAUUCUAUAGACUCAGACAGGCAGCUAAUACCAGCCUUUUAAAUAGCAACCAAGUGUCUGCUGUUUUAAUGAUGAUGAAUACUUGAGCGCAGUACUCGUACACAGAAACCAAACCAAGCCAAACCUGUUGUCGUCAAGUCUAUUCCAACUCAUAGUGACCCAAUAGGACGGAGUAUACCUGCCCCACAGAGUUUCCAAGGCUGUAAUCUUUGUGGCUGUAAUCUUUUUCCCAUGGAGUGGUUGGUGGGUUCGAACCACCAACCUUUCGGUUAGCAGCCUGAGCUCUUAACCACUGUGCCACCAGUGGUACCCCUGUACACAUAAAAAAACACAUAGAGCCUCCCAAAUUAAUUAUUCCUCUACCCCUAAUCUUUCUUAAUAAUCUUAAUUAGAUCAAGGGCUUUUUAUGAGCAAGCAGUAAGUUGGUAUUAACUAUUCUUUUUAGCGUUAUAACAAUAUUUUUGACCCUGUGCUCCAGAAAGUUACUCUUCUUUCUUCUGUUGUUAAAAAAUUAAUUGAUCAUCACCCUUCAAAACAUGAACCUGAGACCCCUUAGGUCUCCAGAAAUUUCACGCUGGGUUGCCUGGUACUCAGGAGGCCAUUUAAAGAGUUCCCCCUUUGGAUUGUUCUUGAUGGAAGUCUGGAACCUGAAUAGCUCAACCAUUGUUGCGUGGAAUAUUCUGGGUUGAAUUAUGUGGUCUUGAUAAUAACACAUUCUAUUUUGAUAGUUUUUAAAAGUUGAAAAUCAUUGUCAGAAUUAUGGAGUAGGUGUGGAAAGCAAGAUUGUAGCUUUAGGGAAUUCAGUUGUACUUGGUCGUUACUGGUGGUGUAUUGUUCUUGAGCUACCGUGGUGUUACUUUAAGAAAAACAAGUGUAUGUGCCUGGGAACUGUGUUGGGGAACUGUUGCCAUAGUAAUUUUAUUUUCUUAUAAAUGGAAUUUUCUAUUUUUAAUCACGCAUGAAGUAUCUGGAUAUGAAAAUUAUAUUGGCAGUAUCCUCAGAUGUAAAUAUCAGAGCUGUCUCUCCAUUGAGUUUGCAUUUGUAUAAUUUUCUGCAGCAGGUUGAAUUUGAAGUCUUUCUGGGAAAUAAUUUUGAAGAGGUAGUAAGUUAGAAUGAGAAGCCAAGGAGGGAGGAAAAAGCUUUUUAAGUUGGCAGCACACGUACACACAAAAACAAAACAAAGCACUUUAAAAAGCUUUAUCAGAACAGCUCCAAAAUGGGUUGUUUUCAAGCCCCUGUGGUAUUGGUUUUGCUGGGUGCCCAUGUAGGCCCAGAUGCUCUGGAGCCUGAGCCUACGAUCCACACUCAGCAAGCGGUAAAGAACAGGACUUGAAGACCGAUGCCUCCUGCUGAAUUCUUCCUGCCCACGAGGAGGUGUUACCCACAUUUGACUGAAUGUGAUCUUAAUCAGUUAACAUCUAAGUGGGGUUUGAGAUUCACUUUUGUAAAAGGGAAAAUAUGCACUAGAAAAACAGUACAGAACGAUGACUGCAAACACAUCGUUUAACCGAAGUCCAGCUACGAAGAAGCCUCAGCUAACUAGAAGAAGCAGCUGAAGAUAGGGAAUACAUUUUGGAGAUUUCUUCCACGGGAAAUUCCAGGCUCAGGGUUGACUUGGUCUAGGCUUGGAGGUUUGUAGUUCCUUCUGUGAUCCUUGAUGUUGGAAAGUUGGCUCCGAAUCUCUGGACUUACCCUUGCUGCACCAUGGACUUCUUGCUGUUCUAGCACCUCUGCUUUCCCAGUGGUUAAGUACUACCUGCCCAACUGACCUCACAGGGCUAGACCUGGGAGUAGAAGGAAUAAUGUUGGGAAAAAAAGCUUAAAAGUGCCUUCUGGUAUCAGAUGCUGCAAGAUCAUUGAGCAUCUGAAUGUUUUGUCCAUCAAAGUGGAACGGGGCUAUGGCUCAGUGCCCUUGGGCAGGCUUUCCCAACCAGGGGCCAAAGCCCAAAGGGUUUCCCCUUCCCCAGGUCCCCUCAUGAAGAGACCAUGUAGAACCUGGCCUUCUCUUCCCUAAGCUAGCUUACUGUGACGAGGACCAUUCCUGGGUAGAGCCUGCUGGGGUACAUUGGGAGUGGUAUUCCCUGUCGUGCUAGCGCCUCACUGCCUGCAGAGGGAGGUAUGUGCCUGGUUUUACUUCUGGGAUUCGUACCUCUGUUACUUGUGAACUCUGCUCACAUGCAUCGUGAACCAAAGUCCAACGUCUUAAAGUUCUUUAAGAGGUGGGAAAAGGCUAUCUGGAGGAGUGCUGAACUGAAAAUAUUUAACCAUCGUUUCUCAACCUCGCUGAGCCCCUCUGUUCCUUCCUAGGUGCCCCUGCUCCUCAGGUCUUCUCUGCCUCUCCUCCUCUUCCACACACUCCAGCCCUGGGGACAGAGGCUGAAACUGGAAUCUGGGGAGACUGUAAAGCCACCCUGUAGUUGACAGGGUGGGUACAGGAGCUCCAGAGGGGGAGCAGAUUGCACUGAGCCCCCAGUGCGUACCUGUCAGUUGGGUCUAGGGGGGAGCAGCACUUUGGUUGCCAGCACUGCUCAGAAUCACAGAUGACAGCUAGCAGCAAGGCUAGCUUGUGGGGCCCAGAAAGUAGGUGCAGAGCUGGCGUUCUCUGGCUGCUAGAAGACAGAGCUGCUCCUUGGCUCUUGGGGCUACAUGCCAAACCUUUAGCCAGGGCUGCUGUUUGCGGUUCCUCGAAGGAGUCGCCACUCAUUGUAAUGUGCAGAACAGGUGGCCUUCAGAGAACCUGCUGUUUGCACAGGGCAGUGCAAGUGAGGCCACGCAGGGAUGGGGGUGUUUGCGGCGACCAGCUGUGCCCAGUAAACGCCCCCUGACAUUCCUCACAUUCCACAUGUUCCUACACAGAGCCCUGCAUGGAUGCAGGGAAGCUCUGCCUGUGUGCUCUCUGUGUUGAUAAUGGCAGAAGGAGAGACAGGAGAUGUGCUCUUGAGCCAUGAGGCAGGAAGGGGUCACGGGUCAGGCGGUCAGAAGACCUGGAGAUAGGCUUGGCUCCUUCACGAAGUCCUGCAUGACAGUGGUCAGGGUCACUGCCCCUCUGGCCUCAGUGUCCUCACGUGGAAAAUAUGGUAAUAAAACCUACCUGCCCCCUGGCAGGCUGCCCUGAAGAUCAGAAGCAGGGGAAGUGCAGGGUGUGUCCAUUCAUUGUUCGCAGGAGGAGAAACGUGAGGUUCUUCAGCAUGCUUCAGGCAGCACGGCUGUGUCUUCUGGCCUUUUAAAAACAAGUAUUUUAUGAUGAUGUUGUUGUUUUUGAAAAGGAGCCCUGGGUGGCUGCUAAGGAAAGGUCGGUGGUUCGAACACACCAGCCAUUCUGCAGUCGAAAGAUGUGGCAGUCUGCUUCCAUAAAGAUGACAGCCUUGGAAACCCUGUGGGGCAGUUCUCUGUCUUACAGGGUCACUAUGAAUCAAAAUCAAGUCGAUGGCAAUGGGUUUGGGUUUUGUUGUUGAAUGCCAUUGAGUCGAUUCUGACUCAUAGCGACCCCACGUGACAGUAGAAUUGCCCGUAGGGUCUGCGCCAGGCUCCAGGAGGCACGUUCUCCUGGUAGGACAAACGUCAUGGUUCUUCACUGACCAAAAUGAGAUCUCUGAUUGUCCCAUUGGGGAGCAGUGAUGUCAAACUUCUGUUGCUGGGGAAACCUCAUUGGCAGGGAGCCCGUGGAGAACGGCUCAUCGGUAAAAUCUAGUCCUGGGCAGAUGUGGAAACAUCUGCCGUGUGUAUCGGUGGCAGAGCUGUUGCCCACAAAUGCCUUGUAUUUCAGGCAAACUGAUCGAAUCCUUCCUGUUCCUUCAACCUGUGCUUGGUCCAUAUGACCUUCUUUAACCCAUAUAUUUAUAUGGUUCGAGGGUUGGUUUAGAAAUAUUUAGUAAGUUAUUCAUCUGAGUUGAUUUUGUUUAGAGUUCUAUUUUGUUUAGAGGACUUUUCUACUAAGAGCAAAAAAGAUUGAGGCUGAUUUAGCCAGUGUCAGUCCACUCAUUCCAUGUAUUCAUUUUGAGUGCUUGCUGUCCCAGUUACACAUACUUAUUUUUUCAUGUUAUAAGAAAGAUCUAUUUUGAGGAGAUGGUGGUACGUUUUAAUAAACUUUCACACAGUAGUAAAACCUAAACUUGUGUUAAUGUGUGUAAAGAAUGUCGUGUAGCUGUUUAUAUACUAUGUAUAUAUAAGUUGAAUGAGGUGGCUUCAGAAGUGGGGGGAAGAAUAAACCUGAGGUGUUUAUUAACAUGUGUGUUUGUGCUUGUGUGAAAAAUUCUGAGUUGCAGGCCCCUUUCCCUAGACAAUGUGAUGUGGGCCUGGCAUGCUGGAGGUCGAGGUGCCAAGACAAUGAAAUUCAAGUGCUCUUGUCCAGUGAAGUCAAGUUAAGUGCAAGGGCUCAAAUAUUCUCUAGCAAACAACUCUCAGAUUCUGGAAUGCAAUCAAGGGUCCUGGAAAGACCUUGGAAAAGUCAAAAUGGCAGUCCCAUUGCUUCCCUGGGUGCAGGGAGGCCUGCCUUCUCUUCCAGGUUCUGCUCCUGACCCACUGCUUGCCCCUGGGCAGGCAUCUUCCCUGUGCCAGGUUCUGGACUCCUGUCUGUACUGUGAGGGUGAUGAAACUUUCAUCUCCCAGGACCAGCCUGGUCAUGGAAUGGCCACCAGGAGGCGCAGCUGCCAGUCACAUCAUCGGGUUCCCAGCCCAGGGGACUGCACCCCUUUGCAGAGGCUGUUCCUGCAGCAGCUGAUCAAAUUCCCAGAAAGGAAACAAACAUAGCAGCCUCCUGACCACCUCGAACACAUCGGGGAACGCGCUCUCCAAGCUUCUCUACGCCAUCUGUCCCGAGUCAGAAAUCUUUUGGAGGAAGGCAGAGGCUUCCAAAAUAAACAUCCGAGUUAUUAGGUUCUGGGAUUUGGGAGUUGACAGAGCCUUCAGAGAGCAUCUGGUUCAGCCUCCUUAUUGCUCAGGUGGGGAAACUGAGGCCUGUGCCAGGAGCCAGUGACAGUAUAGUCCAGAGCUCUGUUGCCUGGGCUGGGUACAAGGAGUUAUCCACCACUGGGCAGUACCCACAAAGAGUGAAGGGGGUCCUUGGCUCAUGAAGGCUGUCCUUUCUAUGCCAGGAGAACUGAGGGAGAAGUUCAGGCUGAUGAAUUGCCUUCUCUUUUUCUGAGCCUUACCCGCUGAAGGGGGUCCCUACGUGAUGCAGAUGGUUAAGUGCUGAACUAUUAACUGAAAGUUCGGCAGUGGGAACUUACCCAGAGUCACCUGGGAAAAAGGGUCUGACGAUCUACUUCUGAAAGGUCAUAGCCUUGAACACCCUCUGGGGCACAGUUCUACUCUGUAACACAUGAGAUCUCCAUGAGACGGAAUCAACUCAAAGGCAACUGGAACUGCAGCCCCCUGAAGGGGCCCAGGUAGCAGAAGUGCUACCUGACCACAGCCAAGCGUCUUCUCGCAGUGCCGGUGGAGGGGCCAGAGAGGAAGGCGCCAUCAGAGUGCAGCUGCCUGGGAGGCGCUGCCUGGCUCUGCUGAGAUGGCUCUGAGACGGCUCCCAGAUGUCACUGGAUCAAAUGAGGGAGGCAAACACUAUAAAGUUUAUCCAAGAACAUGAAGGAGAAUACCUUUGUGACCUAAGGGUGGAAAAAUGCUUUUUAAACAAAACAAACACAAAAACAGCACGAGCAUAACCCUUAAGGCAUAAUGAUUGAUUAAUUUGAAUAUAUGCAAAUAAGGAUUUCAUGGGUAAAGUUAAAAGAAUGGGGAAAGUUAUUUGCCAUGUCUGAAACCAAGGGAUUAAUAUACAAGCAAUUCCUGCAAAUCACCAAGAAAGCAAUUCCCGUAGAAAAAUGAGCGGGCAAUUUACAGAAGAGAAACCCCCAAAAGCUUGUAAGCAUAUGAAGAUACUUAAAAUCAUGAGAAAGGCAUACUAAAACAGUAGUAAGAUGUCACCUUAUCUAUUCAUUUGGCAAAACUUAGCUGAUGACACUGUCGGAGGAUAAGCGGGGACACAGGACCUUGCUCACUGCUGGGAGAGUAUAGACAGGCACCGCCAAUCUGGAGCACAACGCUCCCUACCCAUAUUAAGUGUGUGCACACCUUAAUGAUGCAGAAAUUCACUCCUGGGCAUGAGUCCCAGGGAGAUUCUUUACACGCAUGAAGAUAGACAUCCCCUGAAACAUUCUUUGUGUUGGUGGAGAGCUGAAGGCAGCCUGUGUGUCCAGUGGGGACAGAUACAGUAAGCACACUCACCCUGCAGCACAAUGCAGCAGGCAGGAGACCCUGAUUUAGAACAUAGAUAGAUCUUCAAAGCAUAGAGCUGAGAGAGAAACAUUUAUAUGAUGAAAAAUAUAUGGACACAAAAUAAUAAAAUAUUUUGCAAGAAUGGUUUCUGUCUUAGUUCUCUAGUGCUGCUAUAACAGAAAUACCACAAAUGGAUGGCUUUUACAAACAGAAAUUUAUUCUCUCAUGGUUUAGGAGGCUAGAGGUCUGAUUUCAGGGUGCCAGCUCCAGGGGAAGCCUCCCUCUCUGUUGGCUCUGGGAAAAAGUCCUUGUCAUCAAUCUUCCCCCUGGUCUAGGAGUGUCUCAGCACAGGGACCCAAGGUCCAAAGGAUGCGCACUCCUGGCCCUUCUUGCUUGAUGGUAAUGAGGUCCCCCUGUCUCUCUGAUCACUUCUCUCUCUUAUAUCUUGAGAUUGACUCAAAAUACAAUCUAAUCGUGUAGACUGAGCCCUGCCUCAUUAACGUAACUGCCUCUAAUCCUGCCUCAUUAACAUCACAGAGGUAGGAUUUUGAAACACUCAGGAUAAUCACACCUGAUGACAAAAUGGUGGACAGUCACACAAUGCUGGGAAUCAUGGCCUAGCCAAGUUGACAGACACUUUUGGGGGACACAAUUCAAUCCAGAACAGUUUCCUACUAGGGGCCAGGGGGUGCAGGGAUAAUAAAAUUGGUUGCCGUCGAGCGAGUCCGACUCAUGGCAUCCCCACCUAUGUCCGAGUAGAAUAGAACUGUGCUCCUUAAGGUUUUUUUUUUUUUU